Messenger RNA from Diorhabda sublineata, 2492 nucleotides. RefSeq names its product Kv channel-interacting protein 1-like. Lineage: Eukaryota; Metazoa; Arthropoda; Insecta; Coleoptera; Chrysomelidae. Gene Ontology annotation, molecular function: calcium ion binding. The record is from RefSeq and is a predicted model, not a curated record. Bases 258 to 1064 code for a protein of 268 amino acids. The transcript has 6 exons.
AGUGUCUCUAAAGCUUCGUUCCUGUGUGGCGCUGUGAAAGGUUUCCGUUUCGUCGAUGUUUUGUGACGUUUCGCAUUAAAACGGUUUCCAUAUGGAGAGGAAAAUAUCUUGUAGGAUUAAGAUAUUUUACUAACAAGUACAUUUCGAUGCUCGACACUAGCUUAUCUACUAACUCGUUUUACUUUAUGACUAAUGGAUAGCUGAAGGACAGUAGCGGGGCCGAACGCUUCUAAAGGCCACAAAAUGCCUCGCCCAUAAUGUACCCCAUGGUGCAAUCACAGAGCAAAGAUCGAAGGCAACCCCAUAUAGCGCUCAUCAGUGAGCAGAGGCUACAGCCUCUCUCUGAGCAACCAGCCCCUUCCGACGAAGAAACUGCCGAAGAUAAUUCAAUCAAGAGGAGGCAUAGGAGACCGCUACAUAGAAGAUUUUUUACUUACGUAAGGGAGGCCUGGACAGGAGUCAAAUCAGCUUUAGAUUCCGAACUCGAGGAUUUGGAAACCCCACCGCGGUACAGACCCGACAGCCUAGAAGCUCUUUGUAGAGCUACUCGUUUUUCAGAAGCCGAAAUCAAAAGAAUUUAUCGUGGAUUUAAAGCUGAAUGUCCAACCGGAGUUGUUAAAGAAGACACUUUCAAAAUGAUUUACGCGCAGUUUUUCCCACAAGGAGUGAACAGUAGUCAGUAUGCUCAUUAUGUAUUCAACACUCUGGAUCAAGAUCAUAGCGGACUGAUUAGUUUUGAGGACUUUGUCCAAAACUUAUCGAUUCUAUCGAGGGGAUCUUUGGAUGAAAAAUUGAGAUGGGCUUUCUCCCUUUACGAUAUAAACGGUGAUGGGUGUAUCACGCGCGAAGAAAUGACGGACAUUGUUAGUGCGAUUUAUGAUCUAAUGGGUAAAUUGGCAGAACCGUGUAUCGAAGAAGACACUGUUAAAGAUAAAGUUGAUAGAAUAUUCCAGAAAAUGGACACGAACGGCGACGGCGUAGUGACUUUGGACGAAUUUUUAGAAUGUUGUAGGAGAGACGAAAGCAUAUCAUCAUCAAUGGCCGUCUUCGAUACGUCCAUAUGACAUACGAACGGCGGCGUUCGUGAAGGUGUUUCUAUUUGAGGGACUUGAUCGGAUGUCGUUUCCGAAAUCGACCAAUUUAGAAAUUUGAUUAUACUCAAAAAUUUAAUGAUUCAGUAAAGGAAAGAUAGAUACCUAAAUAGGUACGAGUGUCAAAUUUUACUGAUAGAUUAUUGAGAGAAUGUUUAUAUCGAUGAUCUAAUCCGCCCGUGGAUAUUACAAUAAAUGAUCGUAAACUGAUCGUAAUUGGUUUGUUCAUGUCAACGUCAGACAGAUGUCACUCAACGAAAUAUUCACAUCAAUACUAAUGGAUAUGUAUUUCUAUGAUUUGAAAUGAAAGGCAUCCAAACAUAACCUCACUAAUAUACGAAGUUUUGAAAUUUUAUUCUACAUUAUACCAUUAUACAAAAGUUUAAAUUAGUUGCUUUAAAACAGAUAUUUCCAAACUUUAUCCCUAUAAAAAUAUUAUUAGUUUCGGUGGAGCAAAUCUAAUAAUGAAAAUUGAUGUAGAUAAGCUCUUUAUCAUUUUAUCUAUUCUUCAGAGAACCGGUGAAACUUUUUAAAGGGUCAGCUCUGAUCCCAUCCACCUAAAACCCUUUCUUUGACUAUUGUAAAUAUUAACUAUUCAAAAAAAUGAUCUGGUAUUUACAAUUUCCAAUACUUUAAAGUCGAAAUCUAUCCCGUGUAAAUUAAUUAUACUGUUACUACCUCCAUAAAUUUAUUUGACAACGUAAAGUCAGUUGUCAGUUGUCAGAAAAUUCAGAACAGAUUUAUCGAUAUUUUUUGUUGAUUGUUUCCUUUUUUGCAAAAAAUUCCACUCCGCAACAAUCAUAAGAUUAAAAACACACAAUAAACCACGCCAUGUUGUAUAGAUUUUGUACUUUUCAAGCAACUACCGCCAUCUCUAGGUCUGGCUAGGUACUUCUGGGACCGUCCUCGUAUACAAAUCAAUAUUCGGAGUUCGAAUAAAGUCCCAAUAAAUUUAUUUGACGGGUGAGAAGCCUAAAAGUGUCAAAUCCUCAACGUAAAGUCAGUUGCCAGUUGUCAGAAAAUGCAGAACAGAUUUAUCGAUAUUUUUUGUUGAUUGUUUCCUUUUUUGCAAAAAAUUCCACUCCGCAACAAUCAUAAGAUUAAAAACACACAAUAAACCACGCCAUGUUGUAUAGAUUUUGUACUUUUCAAGCAACUACCGCCAUCUCUAGGUCUGGCUAGGUACUUCUGGGACCGUCCUCGUAUACAAAUCAAUAUUCGGAGUUCGAAUAAAGUUUCAAUAAAUUUAUUUGACGGAUGAGAAGUCUAAGAGGGUCAAAUCCUCAACGUAAAGUCAGUUGUCAGUUAUCAGAAAAUUCAGAACAGAUUUAUCGAUAUUUUUUGUUGAUUGUUUCCUUUUUUGCAAAAAAUUCCACUCCGCAACAAUCAUAAGAUUAAAAA